Mesocestoides corti is the source of this 585-nucleotide messenger RNA. The record is from the annotation of a GenBank genome assembly. Lineage: Eukaryota; Metazoa; Platyhelminthes; Cestoda; Cyclophyllidea; Mesocestoididae.
AUGUCAGGCGUUAACAUAUUACGUUUUCUUCUUGCCUGUGGGAAGAUCAAGCGUACAGUCCGUACUGGAUGGACGCGCUACAAUGUGAAAGAUCCUGAGAGUGUUGCGGACCACAUGUAUCGAAUGGCGCUCAUCUCCACUCUUCUUCCAAGAACGGAAAACUUUACACCUGACAAGGUCAUGAAGAUGGCGAUCGUUCACGAUCUCGCUGAAUGCAUUGUCGGGGACAUCACACCAUUCUGCGGAGUUUCCAAGGAGGAGAAACAUGCCCGCGAAGAGGCGGCUAUCACUGGGCUCUGCAGGGACUUGCCCGACGACAUCGGCACAGAAUUGAUUGACUUGUGGAAGGAGUAUGAAGAUCAAAAGACCCCAGAGGCCAUUGUCUGCAAGGACCUCGACAAAUUUGAGAUGAUCCUUCAGGCUUAUGAGUACGAACAGGAGGCGGGGAAGCCAGGCUGGCUGGAUGAGUUUUUUACAAGUACGGAGGGAGUCUUCACGUACCCCUGUGUGCGGGAAUGGGUCCAUGCACUUCGCGAACUGAGGGCUUCCACAAAAGCGGAUCAUAAUACCACUCUUAGGAAAUAA